CAGCUAUGCAGUGGAGUUGAUGAAAAUGCAAUUGGAGCAUGCGCACAGCUUGUGUUUGCACCUAUCGAUGAGUCUUUUGCAGAUGAUGCUCUGUUACUGCCUUCUGGUUUCCGCAUCAUACCAUUGGAUCCUAAAACUGAUGGUCCAGCUUCAACUAGGACACUGGAUUUGGCAUCAGCACUAGACAUAGGAUCUGGUAAUGCUCGUCCUGCUGGUGAAACUGAUCUGAAUAACUACAACCUUAGGUCAGUCCUCACAAUUGCAUUCCAGUUUACUUUUGAGAACCAUUUGCGGGACAAUGUGGCUGUCAUGGCUCGCCAAUAUGUGCGCAAUGUUGUAAGAUCAGUUCAGAGGGUUGCCAUGGCAAUUGCACCCUCUCGGCUCAGUACAGAGUUAGGGCCAAAGUCACUUACUGGUCCACCAGAGGCUCUUACCUUGGCAAGAUGGAUCUACAGAAGCUACAGGCUUCACACCUGCACAGACCUUUUCAGAGUUGAGUCCACAUCUGGUGAUGCAAUCUUGAAGCAACUUUGGCACCAUUCAGAUGCAAUAUUAUGCUGUUCUGUAAAAACUAAUGCAUCUCCAGUUUUCACCUUUGCCAACCAAGCUGGACUUGAUAUGCUUGAAACCACUCUUGUUGCUCUUCAAGACAUAAUGCUGGAUAAAGUUCUUGAUGAAUCUGGCAGGAAGCUUCUCUGCAUCGAGUUCUCCAAGAUAAUGCAACAGGGGUUUGCAUAUCUUCCAGCUGGAAUAUGUGUAUCAAGUAUGAAUCGACCAGUGUCCUAUGAGCAGGCCAUUGCAUGCAAAGUUUUGGAUGAUAAUGAUUCCAAUCACUGCCUUGCCUUUGUGUUCGUGAACUGGUCUUUUGUCUAACGGGAACAGACUAUCAUUCAGAUAAUUAUAUUAUUACAUCUACUAAUUUAUGUCAACUACUGUACUCAGAUAUAGUCACAACAACGAAGUAUCUAAUGUCUGGAUUUCAUCAACACUUGGUUUUAUCUGCCAUUGAUAUCUGCAUUUGGUUAUUAAUUCAACUCAAUGGCAUUAUGAUUUAUGUACACAACUUCUAUGAAUCAUUUCAUACAAUCUCUCUCUC
Molecule: messenger RNA, 1096 nt
Organism: Vigna umbellata (rice bean)
Lineage: Eukaryota; Viridiplantae; Streptophyta; Magnoliopsida; Fabales; Fabaceae
Source: RefSeq, a predicted model, not a curated record